Messenger RNA from Oreochromis aureus, 1068 nucleotides. RefSeq names its product programmed cell death 1 ligand 1-like. Gene Ontology annotation, biological process: positive regulation of T cell proliferation; cellular response to lipopolysaccharide; immune response. NCBI's taxonomy places the organism in Eukaryota, Metazoa, Chordata, Actinopteri, Cichliformes, Cichlidae. The record is from RefSeq and is a predicted model, not a curated record. Gene Ontology annotation, cellular component: external side of plasma membrane. The coding region runs from base 214 to 777 and encodes 187 amino acids. The transcript is spliced from 3 exons.
CAGAAAACAAACUGGAGGCUGUCUUGACUGCAAUGCUGGAAUUGGAGGCUGGCUUGACACCAGUGCGAAAAAGUAGUUCUGACUUCAAACUUCAUUUAAAAAUUAACUAAUUACUGUAUUCAGGCUUUAAUCCCAGGUUCUAAAAUACACCAAAAGUACCAACAUCCUCAAACAUUUAAGCUAACAUCAUCAGAAGAAGUUGAAAACACGGAAAUGGCUGCUGGAACAUCUGCGUCACUCUGCUGGUUCAUCUUUGUCGUCGCGUCUGUCUCUGCAGACCAGAAAAACAUCACAGCUGAGUCUGGACAGGACGUCACUCUGACAUGUCGAGCUCCAAACAACAACAUCAUUCUUUUUAAGUGGAGCAGAGCUGACCUGGGUAAAGCUUAUGUCCUUUAUUAUAAGGAUGGUCACUUUGAUUCAGCCAACCAGCAUCCAUCUUUUAAGAACCGGGUGGAUCUGCAGGACAGGCAGAUGAAGGAUGGAGACGUGUCUUUGAUUCUGAAGAAUGUGACGAUUAAUGACGCUGGAACAUACGAGUGUCGAGUCAUCCCACAAGUGAGAGAACCUCUGACUAUCAUCAGCAUCAUCUACCUUCAUGUUGUUCCUCCAGCUCAGACAGGAGGACACACAAAGGCUGGAGGGAAGGAGGCUGGAGGGAAGGAGGCUGGAGGGAAGGAGGCUGAACAGAGGGAAAAUGGAUCUGUUCCGCUGAAAGUUUGUCUGACAGUUUUUAGCAUGCUUCUUCUUGUUACUGUCGGUAGCAGCUUGUUUUGAAAUGUCCCAAAGAUUUACCAGAUUGACUCAGAGUCUCCUGUUGAGGUUCCAAAUUCUUGGUGUUGACACUGAAAUAUGAAAAUACAUUUAAUGUGACAGUAGAAAAGAAUGACAGACAUGACCAAUAUUGAACAUUCAGCAGGUAGAUGUCAAAUUUGUAGAUUUUGAUUUUAUUUUAAAUUUGUACAUGAUUAUCUCAAAAACAGAUAAGCUCUGUGAAUUAUAAAUAAUUUGUCUGAUGGUGUUUGAAAUUGAUUGGUCAGCUGAAUAAAGUCUGACAGGUUGCUAUUA